Molecule: messenger RNA, 3611 nt
Organism: Dermochelys coriacea (leatherback sea turtle)
Lineage: Eukaryota; Metazoa; Chordata; Testudines; Dermochelyidae
Gene: MRM1
Product: mitochondrial rRNA methyltransferase 1
Exons: 5
Coding region: 1624-2847 (407 amino acids)
Biological process (GO): rRNA methylation
Cellular component (GO): mitochondrion
Molecular function (GO): RNA methyltransferase activity; RNA binding
Source: RefSeq, a predicted model, not a curated record
GCGAGCUGUCAGCCUGCACCCAGACCCCGCUUUGCAUCAGCAUUUAUAAUGGUGUUAAUAUGCAAAAAAAGGGUUUUUAAUUUAUAAGGGGGGGGGGGUCCGCACUCAGUGGCUUGCUAUGUGAAAGGGGUCACCGGUACAAAAGUUUGAGGGCCACUGCUGUAAUGCUACUAGAUAGCAGACGAAUGCCUUGGUGCUCGGGUUUGCAACAGCAGCAAGCACUUGAAGAUGACUGAAGUUUUGCAGCAAGAAUUGAUGCAGACUUGUGCAGCUGCUUAUUGUUUUUAUGUCUGUAGCAAUAUAUUAGGCUAAUAAAGCUAUGCCCGAGAGGGGAAUGGGGGGGGGGGUCCAGUGGUUAGGACACAAGCCUAGAACAUUGGAAACCUUGCUUCAUGUUCCUGCUCUAUUACAAACUUCCUGUUUGACAUUGACAGGUUUCAGAGUAGCCAUAAGUACUCCUUUUCUGUUUGACAUUGAGUCCAUCACUUAGCUGCUCUGUGCCUCACUUCCCCAUCUGGAAAACUGGGAUGAUAAUAAUAAUAAUAGCUAGUUCUUAUCUAGCGCUUUUCAUCAGUAGAUCUCAAAGCAAAGGAAGUCAUUAUCAUUAGCCCCCAUUCUACAAAUGGGGAAACAGGCAUGGAAGGAGGAAGUGACUAGGCCAAGGUCAUCCAGUAGGCCAACGGGAGAGCCCAGAAUAGAAAGAAGGACUUUCCUAUCUCAGGGGAGUAUUGUGACAAUAAAUACGUUACAGUUUGUAAGGUGCUCAGUAUGACAAUGGGGGCCAUAUAAGAACCUAAAAUAGACUAUAUUCAGUGUGAACAAGUUCUGCCAGUUGAGUUUAUUACUGUAAAUAUAUAUAUACUUACACAAAAAUAUGUAUAUUUAUUUCCUUCAUGGAGUUCAUCAAUAAUAUAUCAUGUAGACAGGUAAUACUCAAUAUGGCAACUUUAUUGCAAAUCUAUGAAAUACUCUCUCAUAUGACAUGGCACAACCUAUGGCUUCUUAAAUCUGUUGAUACAAUCAGAAAUGCUUGCAUUAAAUAGAUGAAUAUUUAAAGAAAAUCGUGCAGGGAACAUUCUUAACCAUGACUAUAGGUUAUUGUUAUUGGCCAGAGGUUGAGGAGGGCUGGAGUGAUGAAAUAGAGAACCAGAUCAUUAACUGAUUUAAACUGGCAUAGCAUCUUCUAUUUGAAUGAUGCUAAACCAGUUUCCACCAGCUCAGAAUCUGGCCCAGAGUAUUUUAACUAAAUUUUGAGAGUCAAGCUGGACACUUUCUGUGGCUUACAUAGGACCAUCAGUGAAAGAUUCUGCAGUUUGAAUUUAGCUCAUGCUGUUUGUGAUGCAUGAGCGAGAAUGGAAUCCAGCUCAUUCUCCCAUGAGCAUAUUAGGCUAAUAUUAAAAACUUAUUUUAGUCAGCAAGAAGCAGCUAUGACUUGGAACACAGGCAGGGAGUAGAUGUUGAAGUUAAGUGUAAAGUUUCCAUUUGUAAAUAGUCCUUUUUUCUGAUCAUAAGCAUGUUUUAAAAUUGUAAAUAUUAGUGGGGUAUUAAUCCAUAUUGCAUAACUGGCCCUUUAUCUCCUUUUUCAAGGGGUAGCCAUUCCGAGGGAGGAGACUGAGUGGUAGAAUGGCCUUUGUGGUGGAGAUGGUGCCGAUCUUUAAGUUCAGCAUCUGGAGAGCUGCAAGAGUUUCAUUUGCUUUUAGUUGCAACAGUCAUUUUCUGGCAGUCAAACAUUUUUCGACUCAGGAGAAGGAGCCCUCGCAAUCUCCAUCACCCCCAGGAUUUGGAAAUGAAGAAAAUUCACACCACCAUGGCAGCCACCAUCUUCCAAUGUCGGGACUUGGGGAUGCUGCACGAGUGAUCCCCAAAUCACAUCCUCCUCACAAAAGUUAUAAAGGUCUCGCCCCUCAGAAGAAUUUGCGGUGGCAGUGGAAGUCUAACAUGAGAAGCACUGAGCAGGCUGCAUCUUCCAAUGAGGAAUUUAGGAACCUGAGAGAGGAUGACUUUUCAAAAGAGCGGAAAAGACCAGUACCAAAGCCUACAUCCAUUGAAAGGACCAAAGGUUCGGAGAUCCUGUUUGGCAUUGCGCCCUGCUCCCUGGCUUUGUCUCAGUCAAAGAGGGUCUUUUUCAAGUUAUUCCUCAAGUCGGGCAGCAGCUGCGCACGGCCUGUGAUGGAAGAGUUUGCCCAACGAGCUAAGGCCUGCGGGGUCCCCGUGCACCAUGUCAGAAGGCAGGUGCUGGAUGCCCUUUGUAAAGGUCAAGUCCACCAGGGAGUUUGCUUAGAGGCUACUCCUCUCCAUUUUAGGAGCUUGGAAGAAGCUGAAGCUUCCCAUGUUGGGGUUGCCACUGGACUGGGCACACAGCUGAUUUGGCUGGUGCUGGAGCAGAUACAGGAUCCUAUGAAUCUGGGUGCAGUGCUGCGUUCCGCGCACUUCUUAGGAGUUGACAGAGUGGUGACCAGCCAAAAGGACAGCUGCCCCCUUACUCCUACAGUGAGCAAAGCAAGCGCUGGAGCCGUGGAAGUUUUGGAAGUAUACAGCACAGAUAAUCUCCAGAGAUUUCUGAAGGCUAAAACUGAAGAAGGCUGGGAAGUCAUAGGAACAGUCAUCAAAUCUGAGGUCGAGGAUAAGGUCCCUGUCAUCAGCUGCUUAGAAUUUCACUGGAAUAAACCCACUCUUUUAGUAUUAGGGAAUGAAGGGUAUGGGCUAUCUUCGGUGACGCAAAGUUUGUGCCACAGGAUGCUAAUCAUCCCUCCUGGAAGAACAUUGCAGCCUGGGAUCGAAUCAUUAAAUGUGUCUGUUGCUACUGGGAUUCUCUUGCAUUCUAUAUGCAGCCAAAAAAUAAAGUAACAGAAUGUGAUUUUACCAUGAAUUGCGUAGCUCUUUAGAAAUCCAACCCUUUGAGCAGGGAAAACAGUUCAGUGUUGUGUGGUUUCACUGACAAUCGGUAGAGGUAGACACCCUUUUGCACUUUCCAGAGUCUUUGUACAGCUGUGAGCUUCUGAGAAGCUAAAGAGAAAGUAAACACUGAACCUUCUGCUGUGAAAUGUUCAACUGAAACUUUAGAAGAUUCCAGAUACCAUUCCAGGUUAUUUCCAAUGACCUGCACUCCAGGUUGUCUCUGCACAAUGUUCCACCUGAGCAUUGGAUGCUCUUGUUUCAUCAAGCUGUGUUUACAGACUGCAAAAGCUCCAGGAACCUGAUGAAUACAUAAACUCCCAAGAGACAAGAUUAAAAGAAAAUGUGACAGAGAGAAAGUUAGAUUUUAAAAACAGGGAGCCAAAUCUCUCUGCGUUUACUGAUGCAAAACAGUCAUUAAAGUAAAUGAACCUUGGUUGUUUUUUUUUACACUACACCCCUUUACAGAACUCAUUUCGAGUGAAAUCUUUGCUGCAAUAAGGACUACAGAAUCGGGCCUAUUCUGUAUUUUUUUCAGAGUGUGAUGGCGUUUCCCAUUCCACAUCACUGUUUGGACAUCUGAAAACAUUGCAUUGAAUCUGACUGUAAAAUAGGUCCUUAAACUCAAUCGUGUGACAGAUGUGACCUAUAAUGAAACUCAGUUGAGGGGAAAAAAAGUAACCCAUUGAAAUAAAACUGUCUAAAGAUUUGUCAUA